UACUUUUUAAUACCUUUCUUUUUCUGGAAUGCAGAUACUGAUGCUGUGCGACGCUCUUCUGCUUCACAGGAACCUGACACCGAGACAAACAGGUUGACAGACACGUAAACAAACAGGGGUCGAGUUUCAACCGGUGGCAACGUUAAGAUGCUCAAACACUCGCAUCACAAUUGUACUGUAACAUUAAUCCUGAUCUGUUCGUUGCUGCUACUGAUGCUUAAAAGUUCAUAAAUCACAGGUGACACAGAGACGAGUAACAGGUUGAUGUUGAAGUGUAAUGCAGUCAAAUUCAAACCCGCUGACAAACAUCACACCGUGAUACUUGUCGACCUUGUGUAACAUGUUACUCAUCAUUACACAGAAUUGAAUCAGAAGCGAUUUUCUGGACUGUUGCAUCAGUUGUUUACUGACGAUUUUCCGUCAGCCACCAAUGGUUUGUUGCAUCAUUGCCAAUCGGUGUGAAUGGAUGAUGGCUUGCCGUGACACGCACUCAACACAAACCUUAAUAUUUUUUUUUACUCCCCCCUUGAAUCGCUUUUCCACUUUGACGCCAUUUACGUCAUUGUUUUCCUUAUUGUUUCAUGAUUAUUGAAUUUGCUAAAUUUCAGGAAGGAAUGAUGACUGUGCAAGGGUCCUAACAAAACACUUCUCGUCAUCCACGGGGGAGAUCUUCAGCUUCAACACCCUUACCUGUGAUUGGAUGAUCAGAUAGAGCAGGAUCCCUGAAGAGUUGGGUCAUUUUUUCAAAAUGUGUUUUUUUUUAUUAUUCUUUUUGAGGUGAAGACUCAGUGAUGCUUCACAGUGGGACAGACGUACGCAAGGAUCCGGUGGAGAGCGGGGACAACGGGUAUAUUAGGAAGUGUUGUGUUCAACAGAUCUCUACUUUGGCUGGUGGUCUUGAGAACCUUCAUGGAGGUCAUUCACAUCAACUCCUCUGUGAUCUACAUCUCUCACAGACCCGACAACUCCACUGUGGGACAGAUGACGGAGUAUGAGCAAUGCAAAGACAUGCCUGCUCUCCUCAUUUGGUACCUGUGCCUUCAGGUUAUCAACAUGUUCCUGGGCAUACCGGCCAACCUCAUCGUGCUGUGGCUCAUCCACAAGAACAAAGGCGAGUCCUCCAGCUCAGAUAUCUUCAUCUUUCAACUGGCGAUAUUAGAUGUGCUCUUCUGCCUCAUCCUUCCUCUUGAACUGGCCAACAAAGCCUUCCACACCACGAGCAACACCUGGUACAUCCUGCGCUUCUUCUAUGGCCUGAAAGACUCCUCACCGCUGUUUCUUUCCUGCAUCUGCUUGGACCGGUACCUAGCUGUGGUCCACCCCAUCUUCUUCACUAAGCUCAAUGGCCGGCAUCACAGAGCAGUCCUGACCAUAGUGGUCUGGAUUAUCAUUUUGGCCUAUGCUGCUGCUAAAUGUGUAGGCAACAUUCCCAACUUUGACAAGGUCUUCACAGCGAUGAUACUUGGAGCAUUUGCUUUCAUGGUCUUCUGCAACAUUGCCAUUCUGUGGGCGCUGUGGCAGUCAGGGCCCGGCAGAGAUGAGAUGCACCCUGUGAAGAAGAGAGCCUGCAAAAUGGUCCUCAUCAUCCUGGCCAUCAUCGUGUUCAACUACUUUCCACCUGUGGCGCUGUUCCCCUUUCAGGAAUAUUUCUCUCCUGACGUGUUUCGAUGCUAUAUUCACUACGUGGCCUUCGGCUUGAUGGAUUUCAGCAGCACCGUUCAACCGAUGCUCUACCUCUCCAAGGAAAAGAUGCCACAGAGCCUCAACUGUUGUCACAGCUGCACCACUCAUGCACAAUAGGCCCAAUAGGCCAGUAUGUACUAACAUACUGCAUGUAAUCAUGAGGUUAAAUACAAGAAUCACUGAUUUAAAUUGCCUGAAUUGUCAUAUUUCCAAAUUAAGUAUCACCACUUUGAAAAUGAAGUGAUUAAGCACAAUUUUAGCUCAACACCCUAUUUUAAUUUAGCAUUACCACAGUUCACUUAAAGGUCCAAUGUGUGAGAAUUAGUGACAUCUAAUGGUGAGAUGCCUCCACACAGCCCUCCCUAACCCAGAGAACAAUAGUGCACUAAACAUACUGGAAAACAUGUCAUUCUUCAUUAUUUGCUUCAAAAUACAGAAUGCACACUCUGUGUGGUUUGCCCACAAGACAGCAGCCUCUGUGAUGCAAGGCCAUUGCCUACAAUACACAUUAUAGACUUCUUCUAAUGCUAUGUUUACACCAAAUGUGAAUUUUUGCACCAUUAGUAUCUAUCGCACCUUGGGAUCAAUUUAGUGCAUUUGUGUCACCAGUUCUGCCACAAUCGACCAUGACGCAUUGUUGUACUCUAUCUCUGAACCACCAUCGUGUGCGGUUUCACAACACCAUCCAGAGUUGGACACAACUCAGCCGUUUUCUUUGGGGCGAGCAGGCGCUUGACAGCUGGGACUGAAGUCGUCAAAUUAUCUGCUCGUCUUGCGAAAGCAUCACUGGAAGCAGUUCUCAUCCAUGCAGAGCUCCUGAAGUCAGCGGUGAAACUCGCCGAGUCGUGUCCGUCUCUGGAUGGUGUUGUGAAACCGCACACAAUGGCGGUUUCUUCUCUGCAGAUGUUUCCACAAGAGAUAGAGUACAUAUAACAACUUGUGUCCUAGAGCUCCGAGUGCAGUUACACACUUGUGCAACUAUAUUUAUGCAUAGCAUAUUUGUUUUUGCCAAUAAAUCUUCCUAACGUCGAAACUGAAACUAGAGGAAGUUAGGUUCUAACUUAGGAAGAGACAACCCCUUCAUCUAAAACUUUGAAUUUUAACUCAUGUGGCGUGUUUCACUCUUUACACUCUUUACACAAUUUAUGCAUAAUUAUACAUAUGAUGGUGGUUAACUCGGUUACUUCUCCACCACUCAUGAACAAAAACAUGGACACUUUUUAACUUUUUCACACAGAUGACACAUGUACUGUACAUCAUGUUAUUUCUGCGUCCAGGUUUGGCUGUAUGCUGUUUGUUUUUUCAGCUUCUACGUGUAGUGAGACACUUCAUCUCCAAUGUAGUACAUAUGAGUCCCCCAUUAUGUUUUACUGUAUGUAGCCUUCAACUGCUGUCAACCUGAAUAAUUAUCAAUAAAGAUUCAACUUUGA
This is a messenger RNA of Solea senegalensis (Senegalese sole), 3113 nucleotides long. RefSeq names its product proteinase-activated receptor 3-like. The transcript is spliced from 2 exons. Bases 910 to 1800 code for a protein of 296 amino acids. NCBI's taxonomy places the organism in Eukaryota, Metazoa, Chordata, Actinopteri, Pleuronectiformes, Soleidae. Gene Ontology annotation, molecular function: G protein-coupled receptor activity. Gene Ontology annotation, cellular component: membrane. The record is from RefSeq and is a predicted model, not a curated record. Gene Ontology annotation, biological process: positive regulation of Rho protein signal transduction; phospholipase C-activating G protein-coupled receptor signaling pathway.